Nannospalax galili (Upper Galilee mountains blind mole rat) is the source of this 1890-nucleotide messenger RNA. RefSeq names its product solute carrier family 25 member 10 (gene Slc25a10). The transcript has 11 exons. The record is from RefSeq and is a predicted model, not a curated record. Gene Ontology annotation, biological process: succinate transmembrane transport; phosphate ion transmembrane transport; oxaloacetate transport. Lineage: Eukaryota; Metazoa; Chordata; Mammalia; Rodentia; Spalacidae. Gene Ontology annotation, molecular function: antiporter activity; thiosulfate transmembrane transporter activity; oxaloacetate transmembrane transporter activity. Gene Ontology annotation, cellular component: mitochondrial membrane. Bases 5 to 865 code for a protein of 286 amino acids.
GGACAUGGCCGAGGCACGCGCGUCGCGCUGGUACUUCGGGGGGCUGGCCUCCUGCGGGGCCGCCUGCUGCACGCACCCGCUGGACCUGCUCAAGGUGCACCUGCAGACUCAGCAGGAGGUGAAGAUGCGCAUGACGGGCAUGGCGCUGCAGGUGGUGCGCACGGAUGGAAUCCUGGCGCUCUACAAUGGCCUGAGUGCCUCGUUAUGCAGACAGAUGACCUACUCCCUGACUCGGUUUGCUAUCUACGAGACCAUGCGGGACCGCAUAACCAAGAACACCCAGGGGCCUCUACCUUUCUACAACAAGGUGUUGCUGGGCGGCAUCAGUGGUUUAACUGGAGGCUUCGUGGGGACCCCAGCAGAUUUGGUCAAUGUCAGGAUGCAGAAUGACAUGAAGCUGCCCCUGAACCAGCGACGCAGCUAUGCCCAUGCUCUGGAUGGUCUAUACCGUGUGGCUCGUGAAGAGGGUCUGAAGAGACUGUUCUCAGGUGCGACCAUGGCAUCCAGCCGAGGGGCUCUGGUCACUGUGGGCCAGCUGUCCUGCUAUGACCAGGCCAAGCAGUUGGUCCUCAGCACCGGGUACCUGUCCGACAAUAUCUUCACCCACUUUGUUGCCAGCUUCAUUGCAGGCGGAUGUGCCACAUUCCUGUGUCAGCCCCUGGAUGUGCUGAAGACCCGCCUGAUGAACUCCAAGGGAGAGUAUCAGGGUGUUUUCCACUGUGCGGUGGAGACAGCAAAACUUGGACCACAGGCCUUUUACAAGGGCCUCUUUCCCGCCGGCAUCCGUCUCAUCCCCCACACCGUGCUCACCUUUGUGUUCCUGGAGCAGCUCCGGAAGCACUUUGGCAUCAAAGUGCAGACCUGACAGCUGCAGGGACAGCUGGGCCACACCUGGCCACUUGGAAGACUAGGAGGGGACUCCGCUCCCCUCCUUUCUGACCUGGGCCCUGCUGUGCCCCCAGCAAGCUCCUGCCCAUCCCACCUUGGGUUGACUAGGUCUCCUGGCCCUGUCUAGGCCAAGCCCAGUGGCCUUUGUUGCAUCUCUGAGCCCACUGGAGUGGCAUCUCUGCCCUACCUGUUCCCAGGCUCUCCCUGAUGGGAUUUUGCCCCACCUUCCCAUCCCAUGAUUCACUCAGAAGUCUGGCCCAGGCUGGUGUCACCGUCCCUACCUCCCCUGGCUGCUGCUCUGCCCUGUCCAGUGAGCAGUGAGGAACUGGCAGUGCUUCCUGCUCGCACCUGUCCUAUAGGCUGAGGCGUGUCACCGCUUCCACUUAGAACCUGCGUGGACCACAGCAGCUGUCACCGCUUCCACUUAGAACCUGCGUGGACCACAGCAGCUGUCACCGCUUCCACUUAGAACCUGCGUGGACCACAGCAGCUGCUGCUCACCAGAGUCUGGCCAAGUGCACUUUUGGCAUGAGAGGGAGCAUCAUGUGACAUCCUUGAAGCAAAAAGGAACAGGUAGCGCAGAUCGCCAGCAAAUGCCAUGACUAGCGUCCAGAGAGCACAUCUGCAGCAUGCAGCCCCAGUGCUCGAAUGGUCGGUUUUGCAGAAGCCUCCCAACUCAGCAGCUGCUGCUAUUGUCAUUGCCUGUGGUUGUGCCCCUCCCAUCUGUCCCCUCCCAUACCUGGCUUCCCAGAGCUUGGGCAGCGAUGAGGUGUAGUGCCCUCCAGGGACUAGUCUCUCUGUGUGACUGUGGUCACCCCCACCAUCCUCAGGUCUCCAAAGCAGCCUGCUUCCCCCAAAUGGGGUUGGGCUUUGUGCCCAUCUGCCUCCCCCAGACCCCACAGCACUUACUCAGUCCUCACCCAGGAUGGGGCAGUGGGCUCAGGGGUGCUGCUGGCACAUUGCAGGGGAUCUAAUAAACAAGUGGCCUGGGUGACCUCCCUC